Messenger RNA from Cyclospora cayetanensis, 2619 nucleotides. RefSeq lists its product as uncharacterized. The annotation marks the transcript as partial. Lineage: Eukaryota; Apicomplexa; Conoidasida; Eucoccidiorida; Eimeriidae. The record is from RefSeq and is a predicted model, not a curated record. The transcript has 6 exons.
AUGGAUGAGCGGAGGAGCACUUCUGUACUACCCGUGGAUCCUGAGGGGGAGCUCUGUGGUGAGCGGGGUGGGGGCCCCACCGACCCGCCUCCAUCCCAAGAAGGCGGAAGACGGGCCGCUUCCUCCGCAGCCGUUGCUCAUGGCGAUGAGAACGCCUCCUCCGCAGCCGUUGCUCAUGGCGAUGAGAAUGCCUCCUCCGCAGCUGACGAUGCGGCUUUUGCAUUUCUUUCCGCUGCCGUGGAGGCAUGUGGGGCUCUAGGGCAUGCGUCUGAGCAGCAGCUCUGGCUGCAGCGCUUGCUGAGGCAUGGCGAUGCAAGUUUCUCGAGCUGCGGCGGUGGCGACGCCAGCCAGCUCCCCGCGACGACAGCCGCUGCCGCCGCUCCAAGGGGAGGCGGCUUGCGCUGCUUGGAUGUGUGGGUUGUCUGGCUGCGGAUGCAGCUAAGCUCCGACAGCUUCUGCGACACUCGAUGUCGCUUGUUCGCAGCCCCCUUAGGCAAGUUGCAGCGGCUGCUUGCCUCGCUGCUGCCGCUUUCUUCGGCUGCAGCCAGCCAAGCCGCCACUGUGCCCUCAACUGCGGAGCAGCAGCCUCUCUUUUUCCCGAAAAAGCCGCUGCCGCUCUUCCUACGCGAGCAGUCGGCUCGCCGUCAAACCCUCUAUGUGGAGGGGCUUGCAGCUGCCGCGCUGCUGCUGCUGCUUUGCGGCAGCAGAGCGACUGCAGCUGCGCUGCUGCUGCAAGCGAGGGAUUUUUUGGCUCAUCCCUCCGGAGGCGGCGAGCACGGCGAUCCUGCGGAAGACGUUGGAUGGGGAAAAACAGCGGCUCGAGAGGCCGCUUUUGCGGUGCUCUUGCUGCAGCGGCUGCUGCGGAGAGGCGGAAGAAACGCCGCCGCCAGCUGCUACGCUGCUCUCCUUUUUCUCGACAUCCAGGGAGCUCUUCUCGAUCCGCGAAGUCUCUCCAGACUCGCAGGCUCCUUCCCGCUGCUGCUGAAGGAGCCUGCAGCUGCAGCAGCAGCUGCUGCAGCGACAGCAGCUGCUGCAGCGACAGCGACGAGUGCUGCGCUGCAGCAGACUCCGCAAACUGCCGCUGCUCUGCUCUCGCGCCUCCUUCUGCAGCCGCUCAUACCUCACGAGACGAAGAACGGAGGUGCGUCUUGGCCGUUGCUCCUGCGGCUGCUGCUGCUUGCGCGUUCUCUUCUCCUGCAGCAGCAGCAGACGCAAGCCGCUGCUGCAGAAUUCGCGUGGGGGGGAGGCUGUGUUGCCACCUCCACCCUUGUGCCUCUUGCGACGCUGCGGGAACGACCCCUCUCGGUGCAAUCGCGUCACAGUAACAGACUCCACAAGAACAACCACAACAACCACCAUCAAAGCUCGUGGCGGCUGAAAAAGCUCAGCAAGGCUUUUAGCAGAACCCUUAGGAGGAGCAGCAGCACGCUGAGAGGCGAGCGGGAGCACACGAGCAGCAGCAGCAACGUGUUUUCGACGCAUCCUCCACAGCAGCACAAGCAUGAGCAGCCUCGCGACGCGCAGCCUUCGCGGCAUGUGUGGAUCAGCAACAGCGAACUUGCAGUGAGUCUACUGCAGGCUGCUUCCUGGUGUCUCUUUGACGCGGAAGUUUUGUCGCCCUCCUGCAGCGGAGGCGCGCAGCAGCUGCAGCUGCAGCAGCAGCAGCAGCAGCACAAGAAGUCUAGAGCGUUGCUGCUGACUGCUCCUCUCGCCGCCCUCCUGCAGCGGCGAGAUGCUCAGGAAGACUUAGUGCGUCUCGCGGAGUACGUGAGUGCUGCGGUUGUCACCGCCGGAGGCGCGACCAAAGAGGCGUGGGAUUCAGAGGCAGAAAGCGCAGCAGCAGUUGGCGGAAGCAGCCUAGGUGUGGUGCUGCAGCUGUUGUGGAUAGCCGACUGCUUGGGGUUGGCGCUGCUGCCGAAUGCAUGCAGCAGCAGGCACCACCGCUGCGCGCUCCCGCCGCAAAAGUGCAUGGCUAGACACAAGACACGCAGGAUAUUGUCGGCAGGCUCGCGGUUUCCAGAGCUGCUGCGGAGGCUGCUGGAAGGCGCCUUGCUCGUGUGUCUGUGCUGCGGAGGAGCAGAUGCAGCAGCAGCCAGGGUGUAUGAACGGCUUGGGCUGCUCUUGCUGCUUCAGGGAGACAGUCGACUCGCUGCGGCGUGCUUCAAGCCGGCGCUAGAGACAGCAGUGGCGCAGAGAAGACCUUUUGUGUCUCCUGACUCACCGAGCUUGAUGGAUGCUGCUGCAGUGCAGCGCAGUUUCACAGCCGUCCCUUUCUCCAGCGGCAGCGGCAGAAGCGGCGGCGGCGCGAGCAGACUUGCUGCAACGUGCUGCUUCUCGUACGCAUUCCUCAAACGGAUGCAGCACCAGCAGCUGCUGCUGCAAGGCAAUCCCGCUUCAGCCAAAUACGAAGCGCUGCUGCUGUUGUGGCAACUGCGCUGCGCUGCUGAAAUCCUCGCAAGGGACCAUGAAGCAGAAGGGGGAACAAAAGAGCAGCAGCAGCAGCAGGAGCAGCAGCAGGAAGAAUAGCAGCAGGAGCAGGAGCGAAAAGAGCAACAACAGCAACAGCAGCAGUACGAGCAGAAGCAGGAGCACUCAAAGCAGCAGCAGAUGCAGCAACGA